Messenger RNA from Lactuca sativa (garden lettuce), 1191 nucleotides. RefSeq lists its product as uncharacterized. The record is from RefSeq and is a predicted model, not a curated record. NCBI's taxonomy places the organism in Eukaryota, Viridiplantae, Streptophyta, Magnoliopsida, Asterales, Asteraceae.
UACUCUUUAUUUUUACUAAUAUUAUCUGCUUGGCGGCUUGUAGGAGCAGGAGAAAACGAAAUUUUCAUGCCCCUUUGAAGAUAAUUAAAUUACAACUUUACCCCAUCCUUGUUCUACUUCUUAUAUUCAAAAGUUUCACAUGCUUUUAGGUUUCUUUUUUUCAUUUUAGUGAUAACUCUUUAUUGAAGUUGGGUCAUUUCAUUUGAGAAAGUAGAAACAGCAUGGGCACAAAUUUGGUGAUUGUGAACAUUCGAGCAAGAUUUUUGUAACCUUAUAAAGUACAAUCCUCAGACCUCAAGAACUCCACUAUCUCUAAAACCCCUUUUCGUUACUUCAAAGUUUGUAUGUUUAGUGUAGUUAGAAGGUAGAAAGUUUAUAAAUUUCGGUCAUUUUUCACAAAACCAGCUGAAAAGGUGAAUCUUUGAAUGGAAGGAGAGUAUGGUAUAUACAGGAAAGGAAGCAGUGGAUGGUCAUACAUGACUGGAAAUGAGGAGUUUCAAGAAACUGAUGUUUGGUCUGUUUGGAAUCAAAGAAAUGAUUUUGAUUCAAAAUCUAUCAAGUCAAAAGGAUCAUCAUCACCUUCUAAUUUGACUUCAAGAAGCAUUCCUCUUUCAACUGCAGCCAGAAUGAUUCCUAGACCUGGUACAAACAAUCCCUGCAUGGAAUCUAGGAUUCCUCAACAACAAUCAGCACCUGUCAACGUUCCUGAUUGGUCAAAGAUUUAUGGAAAGUCAAAGAGAUCAGCACAGAAUUCUACGUGGCUUAAUUAUGGUGAUGGUGAUGAUGAUGAUGGUGGUCAUAAUGGUAGAGUGAGUUGGGACAGUGAUGAUGAUGAUGAGGAUGAUAAUAAUGGGAACAUGAGGCCACCUCAUGAAUGGAUUGCACAGAAGCUUGCAAGGCGUCAAAUUUCUUCAUUUUCUGUAUGUGAAGGUGCUGGAAGAACACUCAAAGGUAGAGAUCUUAGUAGGGUAAGAGAUACUGUCUUGAUCAAAACUGGAUUUCUGGAAUAAUUUUCUCUGUUCUACAUACAUUGUCUUCGAAAACAUAUUUUCCAGAUUUUUUUUGAAAAAAAAGGAAAACCACAAAAAAUUUCAAGAAAUGACAUUAUUGUUAUCAUUAUGGUGAUGUGACACUAUCAGUAAUUCAAUAUGAUUGAUUAUCUUGAUAAUAAAAAUGGGCCCUAUUCACUUC